AUGGACCUUCAAGAAGCACAUCAGAAUCGACAAGGACGCGAGAUAGCAUAUGGACAAUGUUAUGAGCGUUCGCCAUGGAAGUCGCUGUACUUGCGAAAGAAGCGAAUCAUUUCGAAUUGGCGAUCCCGAGCAAUUCAAUCAAGCACUCUUCUAGGGGAUGACUAUUGUACACAAAUUUACCAUGAUCGUGUGAUUACUGGUUCUAAUGAUGGUACGUUGCGGGUCUGGAAUGUUGAAGAUGCUCAGCCGGCUUUUGCUCUAACUGGUGAUAAUGGUCCCCUCAUCUCGUAUCAAGUGAGUGAAGAUGGCAAAUACAUUGUCUGUGGCGGGGUUGAUGGAACGGUGCGCGUUUGGUGUGGUCAAACCGGUGCACAGCUUCAUGUUUUGCAGGGACAUACGGAUAGGAUUUCAUGUAUGAGUCUACAUGGGACAACUCUUGUUUCUGGAUCCCGCGAUCUAACACUCCGAGUCUGGGACAUUGUCGACGGGAAAUGCCUUCACAUUUUGGCUGUCGAAGUGUGGGUGUAUUUUGUGAAAUUUGAUGGAAAACGGGUUGUAUUUGUCGGCCAUGGAUUUACCGUAAACGUUUGGUUUAUACACACGAAAGAGUAUUUGCACACGCUGACGGGCCACACAGGGUUAGUCGACUCACUUUUGUUUGAGCCAGAGCGCGAUCUUGUCGUGUCGGGCAGUCGUGACGGAACUAUUCGCGUCUGGGAUGUGCAAAGAGGAACAUGCAUCGCAAAUAUUGUCUUUCAUGAAGGGUCACGGCUCAGUGGUUACUUUGGGAUGCAGCUUCGCGGAAACAUUUUGGCCUGCUAUUACGCCUCGGAAGUUAAGGUUUGGGACAUUCGUGAGGGUGGCUCGUGCCUUCACCACUUACCCGGCCAAACGUUGAACUUCAUCUCUUCAAUGCAAUGGCUCGACUCCGGACUUUUGGUGACAGGUUCGGAAGAUGGCUCGGUGAAGCUGUGGGAUGUGGACAAAGGUACCUUCGUUCGGGAGCUCGUUCGAUCUCGUUCGGAUGACCCUCGCGGUUAUUUUUGGAAUCUCAAAGCCACUGAAACAUUGCUCGUAUGUGGAGCCCAAUCGGUAGAGGAGAGAAAGAUCAUCUUGAUCGAUUUUGACGCAUCAUAUCCA
Molecule: messenger RNA, 1140 nt
Organism: Mesorhabditis belari
Lineage: Eukaryota; Metazoa; Nematoda; Chromadorea; Rhabditida; Rhabditidae
Source: the annotation of a GenBank genome assembly